AGGCAAUUAAAAACAAAAAUAUAGAAAUUUUCUUCAAGAUCGCGAUCUUCAAUCCCGAAUCCCUAAUCCAUUCAAGCUUCUCCUAUCUUCUCCGGCGUCAUCAUGGAUGUUCGAUCUCCUGCUCCCGUUCCCAUCGGAUCUCGGCGGCGUGAUAACAAGUGGUCAUCUCGGUGGGGUCCUGACGAUAAAGAGAAAGAGAAAGAUGCCAAGGUUGGCUACAACAACAAGGACAACAAGGAGGAGGUUCAGAUUGAAACUCAAUCUGUGCUUGGCAGCAGCCUCCGUGAGUCUGACACUCGUGACAAAUGGAGGCCACGUCAUCGGAUGGAGCAGCUCCAGUCCGGUGGACCUACUUCUUACCGUGCUGCACCUGGGUUUGGACUUGAUAAAGGACGAAGUGAAGGACGAAGUGAGGGGCCAAACAUAGGGUUCACCGUUGGUCGAGGAAGGGCGAGGGGUACUUGGUCUGCGUUCUUUGGUGCUGGAGGGUUCUUGAGAAAUGAAAGUGUUCCUGGUAAACCUGCCCCUACGUGUCGGUAUGUGAGGGGAAAGUUGCUCGACUUGUAUAGAAACCAGAAGCCUGAUAAGAUACCGAUUGAUAUGGAGGAAGUUGAUUCUGUAACUCAAGUGGCUUUGAUUGAACCUCUUGCUUUUAUCACCCCUGAUGUUGAAGAAGAGGAAAGCCUUAAGGGUAUAUGGAAGGGAAGGAUCACUGGUAGCGAAGCUCACACUUCACCUGGGGAAGAAUCAUUAGCUGAGAAGAGUCUGGGUGAGACGAAAGUGGAUGGUUCUUUGCUAGGGGUUGUGAGUGGUGACAGUGUUUCCAUGCAUAAUAGUAAUUCAGGAUUACUUGGUAGUAAUGGUGGAGGUCUAUGGGGUGCUUCUGAAAGUGAUAAAGUUUCUCAUGGAAGUCUUGAGGCAGUUAGAUCUGCAUUUACUAAAUCUUCUAUGUUGGAUGCGGGUGAACCCCUUGUUGAGCAAGAUUAUACGGGAAAGCUGCAGCAACCUGAUAUUGAAGUGAAUCACUCCGAAGGGACUCUGCCACCUGAGGAGUUUAUGUUCUCGUACAUUGAUCCUCAAGGAGUAAUACAGGGACCGUUCAUUGGAUCUGACAUUAUUUCAUGGUUUGAGCAAGGGUUUUUUGGGACUGAUCUAGAAUCAUUAGCUGAGAAGAGUCUGGGUGAGACGAAAGUGGAUGGUUCUUUGCUAGGGGUUGUGAGUGGUGACAGUGGUUCCAUGCAUAAUAGUAAUUCAGGAUUACUUGGUAGUAAUGGUGGAGGUCUAUGGGGUGCUUCUGAAAGUGAUAAAGUUUCUCAUGGAAGUCUUGAGGCAGUUAGAUCUGCAUUUACUAAAUCUUCUAUGUUGGAUGCGGGUGAACCCCUUGUUGAGCAAGAUUAUACGGGAAAGCUGCAGCAACCUGAUAUUGAAGUGAAUCACUCCGAAGGGACUCUGCCACCUGAGGAGUUUAUGUUCUCGUACAUUGAUCCUCAAGGAGUAAUACAGGGACCGUUCAUUGGAUCUGACAUUAUUUCAUGGUUUGAGCAAGGGUUUUUUGGGACUGAUCUACAGGUCCGCUUGGCAACUGCUCCAGAAGGGACUCCUUUUCAAGAUCUAGGCAGUGUCAUGUCAUAUUUAAAGACGGAGAGUAUGCAAGCCCACAUCAAUGAUCAGAUCAGCGAGCUAGAAGAGACUAGUAGAAAAACAAAUUCGGAGAUUGGUUUAUCAUUUGCACCCGUAGCAGAAUCUAAUGGUUCAGCCUCUGGUCACGAUAAUGUUCAAAUGAAACCACCACAUGUUGAUGACCGAAGUUUCUUGGACUAUUCUGCUCAAGAUGAAGAAAUCGUAUUCCCAGGAAGAGCUGGAGUUUCUGGUUAUGGAUCGGCAAAAUCCUCUACAAGUAUGCAUGAUGCUUUAAUGGGAGUUUCUGGCCACUCUGCUGUUCCUGUUGAAUCAGCGAAAGUUGCUACUCAAAAUCAGAAUGAGAACAAGCUGCAUCCGUUUGGUGUGUUGUGGUCUGAGUUAGAGAGCAGCAGUACACCAGUUGAUCUUUUGCCUAACAGGUCGUAUGAUACAGGACAUGACCAGAAGCAUCUUGAUCAAGGUCAGGAUUUGGAUCAUUUAUUAACUCUCAAAUUGCAGCAGCAGCAGCAGCAGCAACAAAAGAUUCAGUUGCAGCAGCAGCAGAAGAUUCAGUUGCAACAACGUCAACUAGAGCAAGAGUAUCAAUUACAACAGAAGCUCUUACAGGAGCAACAACAGUCCCAUGCUCGGAAUUUACAUUUUCAACAGAUUCUUCAAGGACAGACUCCUGAUUCAAGGAUUGGGCAGUCACAUGACUUCCCUCGAUUCAACAAUGUUGAUCAGAUGUUAUUAGAGCAGCAACUAAUGGAUGAAUUGCAGAGUUCUGGCCAUAGAUCACAAAAUUUUACACCGUACAUGGAGCAGCUUGCCGCUGGAAAUUUUGGGCAGUUACCACAUGAAGGUCAUCAAAACGAGCUACUACUUGAACAGCUACUUUCCGAACAAAUGCAAUCUCAAUACAGACAGAUGCGUUCUCAACAUGGACACAUGCAAUCUGAACCGUUACGGUCUUUGGAGUACCAGCUACUGCAGCAAGACCAGCUCAUGCGAUUGGCAAAUGGAGGGAGGCAAAAUACAGUAUUGGAGGAACUGAGACAUAUUGACCCUCAACAUGGACAAUUGCAGUCUGAACCAAUACGGUCUUUGGAGUACCAAAUGAUGCAGCAAGAGCAGCUCAUGCUAUUGGCAAAUAGAGCGAGGCACAAUACGUUAUUGGAGGAACAUAGACAUAUUGAUCCUCUAUGGCCAUCCAACCGUAAUGAUCAGCUUCUAGGAGCUCAUCCGGGGAUCCACCGUUCACACUCUUCUGCGGGAUUUAGACCAGUAGACUUCCAUCAACAGCAGCAGAGGCCACCCUUUGAGGAUCACUUUAGUCAUCUUGAGCGGAACCUUUCAUAUCAGCAACAACUUAAUCAGGAAUUAUUCGAGCAAGGUCUACCCUUUGAGCGAUCUACAUCGUUACCCAGAAAUACAUCGGGGCUGAAUCUGGAUGCAGGAAGAGGUCUUAACCUCUCUGAGUUGCGGGAUGCCCAGAUGCAAUCUUCUGGUAGAUUAGGAAAUUCUACUCCGGGUUUCAGUCAUCAGAAUCCCCAUACACAAUUAGGCGAACCUCAUUUUUCAGAAAUGGAACCAAGGAAAGAACGCUGGCAUGGAGCAGAUACACAGCUAGCUGGUGGCUGGGCUGAAACUCAGUUUCAUAGACCAAAUACUGAAGCUGACCAUCAUAAAAUGAGGUCAGAAAUGAGGAGAGUGGGCGAAGAUUCCAACUCAUGGAUGGUAGAUGGACAUACAGAUGAAAAGUCAAAACAGCUAUUUAUGGAGUUGCUUCACCAGAGGCCUGGUCAUCAACCUCUCGAGUCACCAAGCAUGAAUCGUGGGGAACCCUAUGACAUGAUGGCUGCUUCAGGCUUCGGCUUUGCAGACCAUGGUGGUAGACAAAACGCUUCAUCUUCUUUUGGGUCGCACGCAUCUUCUGAUGAACAUGUAAACGGAUUACCAGGAGAUGGGAACUAUAUGGGAUCGUUGCAGCGUAAUAAUUCAUUGCUUUCUGGAAGUAUCGAUGGUGGAAGAAAAAAUGAAACUAAAGACUUCAGUAAUAUGCUUGGUAUGAGCAAAGACGCGAAUGACAUCAGAACGUGGAACAAUGCACCACCAAAAAAGGAAGGAGCGGGAUUGAUGUCAUUUGAAGCACAAGACAGAAUGGGAAAGCAAGCAGUAAUGGACUCCUUGUUUCAAGGGGAGGUUCCUGUUGCUACGCUUGGCAGACAGUCUUCUUCCAGUAUCUCUGAGUCAUACAGUGACAACUUGGUUGGAGAAGUUAGAAAGGAUAGGUUGGUAGUUCCAUCACACGGGCAGGUAUCAGUUUUGUUAAAAAGGCCUCCCUCAUCGCACUCGUCAUCAUCGCAUGAGGGAUUGCUCGAGCAGAUGUCCGAUGCAGCUAACAGAACAGCAGUGGGAAACAAAGGGUCAAAGGCGUCGUUCAGUGAGAUGUUGAAGAAUAGCAGUAGCAGUAGCAUCAUGAAGAAAGUGGCAGCAGAGCCAUCUUCUGAUCCAAACGAAGGAAACAAAGGCGGUGGUGGGAAGAAGAAAGGCAAGAAAGGGAGGCAGCUUGAUCCAGCUCUUCUCGGUUUCAAAGUCACUAGCAAUCGUCUUAUGGGUGAAAUUCACCGCGCUGAUGACUUUUAGUCAAUUCUGAUACCCUGAGAUCCAUUCAAGCGUUUCUUCUUCUCCGGCGUAAUCAUGAAAACUUCAAAGCUGACUCGCAGACAGGUAAGUGGAGAAGUUUGACAAAAGCGUUACAAAGAGAGGUUUUGUACCUGAGACCACUACCUCUCUCUUCCAGAUCAUGAGGACUGCAACUAGCGGAGAUACACAUUCAAGCUAGAAGAAUCAAGUUUAGAAAUGAAUCUUUCUUCUUCUGUCUUGACUCAUUUUCUCUCCUUUUAACUGUAGAAUCCAACUUUCCGUUUACUUGUGCAUAUUAAUGUAAUGAAGAGUAUUUUCUUCAAGCUAUAUGUCCUUGUUGUUAUG
This is a messenger RNA of Brassica oleracea var. oleracea, 4611 nucleotides long. RefSeq lists its product as uncharacterized. The transcript has 12 exons. The coding region runs from base 103 to 4266 and encodes 1387 amino acids. The record is from RefSeq and is a predicted model, not a curated record. Gene Ontology annotation, molecular function: protein binding. NCBI's taxonomy places the organism in Eukaryota, Viridiplantae, Streptophyta, Magnoliopsida, Brassicales, Brassicaceae.